This is a messenger RNA of Marchantia polymorpha subsp. ruderalis, 1953 nucleotides long. The record is from the annotation of a GenBank genome assembly. NCBI's taxonomy places the organism in Eukaryota, Viridiplantae, Streptophyta, Marchantiopsida, Marchantiales, Marchantiaceae.
GAAUCCACGAAGUAAAUUUCUGCCUUUUCUUGGAAGAACAAAAAGGCGGCACUCAAAUCUCUCAAUAGUGGGAAUUCCCGUCGGAAAGCAGGGAGGUAAUGAUUCUGGAAGGGCUUCCGCUUGGAAGAAGGGCAUUGAUCUCAUAAACGCGACCACGGAUUGACGCCCUGACGGUAGCUCUCAAGUCGUCGUAGGUUGGGGGUUUAACGAGGUUUCGCGUGCUGACGAAUGGGACUCAUGGCGAUGGCGGUGCAAAGUGCGAGCUUCUGCUCUUUCAGCACCAGACCGCCAGUGGCAGCUUCAGCCUGGAGCGAAUGGAGGGGUGUGCCCUUGCGCAGGGAAAUCAUUGGGUUAGUGAAAUUCGGAAUCGGAAAGAAAACUCUGCAGGUCGUUAGUAGAAGAGGUGGUGGCGGUGGCAGAGGAGGGCCUGCAAAACCUCGGAAUGUUAGCCCCCGCGGUCGCUCUGUGCAACAGCAGCAGCAGGAAGCUCUACCGAAGUCGUUAAUUGCUAAGAAAACUAGACAAGAAGAAGAAGACGAAGAGGAUGCUCUAGCUGAAGCUGCGCUAGAAGCGCUGUUUGCGCAAUUGGAGAAGGACUUGGAAGAUGGCGCAAUGUCAGAAGACGAUGAUGAUGAUGAAGACUUCACUGAAGAGGAGGUUAUUGCUCUUGAGGAUGAGCUAGAAGCUGCUCUGCUGGGUCUCGAUUAUGAGCAGCAGACUGUCAUCGACUCGGAGGCAGGCAAAAGUGAAGUAGGUCCAUCACAAAGCAAGCGGUUGGCAAAGGAGGACGCUGAAUUAAUUUUGGAUGAUGAAGAGGAGGACGAGGAAGAGCAGAGGGUUGUGAGCUUGGAAACGUGGCAGCUCAAAAAGCUAGCUGCCGCUGCGGAGAUAGGCCGUCGAAACAUAAAUGUGAAAGCUCUAGCUGCGGAGGUUGGUAUGGAUAGGUCCGACGUUCUCGCUUGGUUGAAGAACCCACCACCGGAACUUCUGAUGCUUGGUGCAACAAUGGGGCUCGAAGAAGAUUCGAAGGACGCCGAUCAAGUCAACGAAGAGUCUGAAGAUGCUGCUUCAAGGACUCCUGCAAAGAUUUCUACUUCAACAAACAAGCAAAUACCAGAGAGUCAGGGAUUCGCUCCCGAAACAUGGUACAAUCAAAAGAGAUUAAAGAAGGAACACGUAGCGACGUUUGAGCGAGUAUUUCGUCGCACGAAACGACCCACGAAUGCCAUGAUUCAAAAUUUGGUCGAGCUAACGCAUGUCCCUAGGAAGCGGAUUGUUGAGUGGUUUGACCAUAAAAGGCAGGAAUUAGAUCCCUCCCAACGAUUGGAACCGCUGAGAUGACGAGAUAAGAAGGUAUGGAAAAUCUACUUAUAGAUCCCGGAAUGAAGAAAGUGAGCCGGAGCUUGAUCUCCAAUAAUAUCUCGCUUCUAAGAAUUACCGUGAAUGGAUGCACGGAAUUUAUGAACGACGUACUUGGAAACCAUACCAUCUCCGCUUUCCGAAGUGCCUCUAGAAAGUGGUUGAUAAGAACCGGGAUGAAGAAGAGGUUAAUUGUUUCUCUUGAAAACUAGGUCAGCCCUACCCCAACAAAUUGUUGGGGUGCUUACAUUUGCCGCAGAGGAUUUCAAGGACUGCUAAAGCUUUAGAAUAAGAAGAGUUAUAAGUAUGCAAUUCUUCAGUUUUGUAGUUUAUAAUGUAGAUUAUUCCUCUUAGAUUCUGGAUUCCACCUAGUCUUGGAACUGUAAAUUAUGGAGAAGACGAGGAAGUAAAAUGAUGCAAAUGAACAGAUCGAUGGAACUGCACACGAUCUCAUGAAGAUUUUCUUAGUGAUAGUGGAUCAUUAGGCACGUAGUAGGUAAUUCUGCGUCCAUGCUCACCCCUUCUAUUUCUGGGUGCCAUCAAGCUGGCCCGUUUCUCUUCCAUCGUCAAUAAGAUGGUUAAAAGAUUAUAUUG